CUCGGCUUCGAAAAGAUUUUCUGAAAAUCAUUUUCAGUUUUUUUUAAGUGAAAAUCUGGUUCGAAAGUUUAUCAUUUGGUCUCACGUAGCAGUUCCUAGAAUUUUUGUGAUUGCGUGUGAAAAUAUUCUAGACGAUCCCUUGAUAAAACCUUAUAGGGGUACGAGAAUGCCUGAUACAAGUGGAAGUGAUGUUUCGGUUGUCGAAAAGCCCGUGAAAAUCGACAAAUGGGACGGAAACGCGGUGAAAAACGCUUUAGAUGAUGCUGUGCGAAAGAUUUUCACCGAUGAAAAUAAGCAGCACUUUGCGGAGGAUUAUGCCAUUAUGGAUGGACGGCUGGUUAUUAGCACGAUCUCCGUGGCUUUCUCGCUGAUUGCUCUGGGUUAUGAUUAUCUCUUCCCUUUCCCAGCAUCCAAAUGGGUCUUGGCGUUCUGUUCCAUCUCGUAUUUUAUCACCGUUGGCUGUCUGACACUGUAUUUGUGGUGCGUCGAAAAGGGAGUGUUUUUGGUGUUCAAGGAGGGCAAGAACAUCUGGAAGGCCACGUCCAACUUGAAAAAGUAUGCAUACGACCAUAUGUAUACCUUGAAGUUGAUGCGCCAGACAGAAGGAGCAAAACAACCCGACAAGGAACAGGAACUGAAGAAAUCCGUUGCUGAAUUUUUCGAUGAAAAGGGAAAUCUGGUCUUUAGUCGCUUUGAGAAUGAAGUGAUGAAUCUCUUUCGCAGUAUUUCUGACAAGAAAACGAAAUAAUUUCCCUAGCUUUAAUUUUUAUGCCAAGUCUUGAUGCUGUUUUUUAUUGUCUUCAAUUUCGGGGCCGGCAUGCUCUUUUCUAUAGCAUGCAAGCAUUUGCCGUUCCCUGCUUUGUAUUUGGUCUACAAUUAGCAGCAUUCCCAUGAAAUCUUUAUGAUUGUGAUUUUAAUUGACAAGUAAGAACAACAACAUGUCAUAUCCCAUU
This is a messenger RNA of Paramacrobiotus metropolitanus, 953 nucleotides long. Its product is annotated as signal peptidase complex subunit 2-like. Gene Ontology annotation, biological process: protein targeting to ER. Gene Ontology annotation, cellular component: signal peptidase complex; membrane. Lineage: Eukaryota; Metazoa; Tardigrada; Eutardigrada; Parachela; Macrobiotidae. The record is from RefSeq and is a predicted model, not a curated record. Bases 167 to 748 code for a protein of 193 amino acids. The transcript is spliced from 4 exons.